Molecule: messenger RNA, 3939 nt
Organism: Plectropomus leopardus (leopard coralgrouper)
Lineage: Eukaryota; Metazoa; Chordata; Actinopteri; Perciformes; Serranidae
Gene: mccc1
Product: methylcrotonyl-CoA carboxylase subunit
Cellular component (GO): mitochondrion
Molecular function (GO): methylcrotonoyl-CoA carboxylase activity; metal ion binding; ATP binding
Source: RefSeq, a predicted model, not a curated record
UAGUGAUACAGAUAUUUACAAGCGUGUGGCAGCCGAUAUUAGUGCGAUUAUAAUAUUGUAAGGCCCCAAAUAUUUCUCCCUGGUCGAAGUUGAAUGACUUAGUGCAGUUGAAUCGGAACAACAUCGUGUAUGAGAGGGUUAAUAAAUUACCGCUUCGCCUUUUCCUCCUCAUCUGGUCAUUAGUGUGUUAGCUAGCUAGCAGCUAGCCUCAGCAGCUGUUAGCUAUGGCUGCAGUUAUUCUGAGUUUCCCAACUCUGCAGGGCCUGAGGAUAUUCACACAAAAACUGUCAUGGACCAAAAGAGGCGUGAGGCUCGUUUCAGGAGGGGUGGGAAGGAUAGAAAAAGUGCUGAUCGCCAAUCGAGGAGAGAUUGCGUGUCGUGUGAUGCGCACGGCCAAGAAGAUGGGUGUCCGCUCUGUGGCUGUGUACAGUGAUGCUGACAGACACUCCAUGCAUGUGGCCAUGGCAGAUGAAGCGUACCACAUUGGCCCUCCACCCUCUCAGCAGAGUUACCUCUCGAUGGAGAAAGUUUUGGAAGUGGCAAAGAAAUCUGGAUCGCAUGCAGUCCACCCUGGUUAUGGCUUUCUGUCAGAAAACACAGAGUUUGCAGAGGCGUGUAAACAGGAAGGCAUCAUCUUCAUUGGCCCACCUUCCUCUGCCAUCCGUGACAUGGGCAUUAAAAGCACAUCUAAACACAUCAUGUCAGCUGCUGGAGUGCCAAUCAUUGGUGGUUACCACGGAGAAGACCAAUCAAAUGAGAGGCUGCAAGCAGAGGCUGCCCGGAUUGGAUACCCCGUCAUGAUUAAGGCAGUCCGUGGAGGAGGUGGGAAGGGGAUGCGUAUUGCACAGUCAGACUCAGACUUCUUAGAGCAGUUGGAGUCUGCAAGAAGAGAAGCCAGAAAAUCCUUCAACGAUGAUGUCAUGCUGGUUGAGAAGUUUGUAGAGGAUCCCAGACAUGUGGAGGUUCAGGUGUUUGGGGACAUGCACGGUAACGCUGUCUAUCUGUUUGAGAGAGACUGCAGCGUCCAGAGGAGACAUCAGAAGAUCAUAGAGGAAGCACCAGGGCCUGAUAUCAGUCCUGAGGUUCGGAGGAAACUUGGAGAGGCAGCAGUUCGAGCAGCCAAGGCUGUCAACUAUGUCGGGGCAGGUACGGUGGAGUUCAUAAUGGACGCCCAGCAUAACUUUUACUUCAUGGAAAUGAACACCAGGCUGCAGGUGGAGCAUCCCGUCUCUGAGAUGAUCACUGGGACUGACCUGGUGGAGUGGCAGCUCAGGGUGGCAGCAGGGGAGCGCCUGCCUCUGCUCCAGGAUGACAUCAUUUUACAGGGACACUCUUUCGAGGCUCGUAUCUACGCCGAGGACCCAAACAACGACUUCCUUCCAGGGGCGGGACCUCUGCUGCAUCUUUCCACCCCUUCACCAGACCAACACAUACGCAUAGAGACUGGAGUCAGGGAAGGGGACGAGGUGUCAGCACAUUAUGACCCAAUGAUUGCCAAGCUUGUGGUGUGGGGAGAAGACAGAUCUGCUGCCUUAAAGAAGCUGCGCUACUGUUUACAACAGUACAAUAUCGUAGGACUGAACACUAACAUUAACUUCUUACUGAGUCUGUCGGGCCACCCGGAGUUUGAGGCUGGAAACGUGACCACCAGCUUCAUCCCUCAGCACUAUGCAGACCUCUUCCCCACUCCAAAGGCUCCCUCUGGGGAAACGAUCUGCCAGGCGGCCCUGGGUCUGGUGCUGCAGGAGAGGAGACACACACAGGAGUUCACUCAGACCUCCACUGACCCCUUCUCCCCAUUCGGCUCCAGCAGCGGCUGGAGAAGCAACAUUCAAUUUAACAGAAACCUGACGCUGCAGCUGGGAGACAAAAAAGUUGAUGUGGUCGUCAUGUACAACAAAGACGGAAGCUACACAAUGCAGAUUGGGGAGGAGGUGUACCAUGUGACUGGGGAGGUGGAAAUGGAAGAUGGAGCAUCAUUCCUGCAUUGUUCUGUCAAUGGCGUGAAGUCUCGUCCCAAACUGGUGAUCCUGGACAACACAGUGCACCUCUUCUCCAUGGAGGGAAGCUCCCAGGUGUCUGUUCCUGUGCCUAAGUAUCUGGCUGGUGUGAGCGGCUCCGGGGCCCAGGGUGGAGCUGUGGCCCCCAUGACUGGAACCAUAGAGAAGGUCAUGGUGAAGGCUGGAGACAAAGUGGCUGUAGGCGACCCGCUGAUGGUCAUGAUCGCCAUGAAGAUGGAGCAUACGAUCAGAGCGCCCAAAUCAGGUGUGAUCAAGAGGGUUUUCUUCAGCGAGGGCUCUCAGGCCAAUCGCCACGCUCCUCUGGUGGAACUGGAAGAGGAGGCAGAGGAGGAGGGGCAGGCGAGCAGCCAGUAAAACAGACUCAAACACACAAUCACAGCCACAAAUACACACUAACAGGUAGGAGAGAGCCCAGAACGAGUUACUGUGACCGCCGGAAGACAAAUGAGCCAAUCUGAACCGGCUUGGCGUCCAUCACUUGAUUAACAUUUCUAAAAAUGCGAGUCAGGACCUGAAUCAUCUGUUGGUAGCGAGUCUGGUUCAGUCUGGAAUGGAUCGGUCAAAUACUUUCACAUAUAGGAAGGUCAAAAACAGUUACAGUGAUGUGAAAUCUCCCUGGGUUCCUCUUAUGUACAGUUGCCUUUAACCCGUCACAAUAUUAUCUUCAUGUUGAUUUUAGAACUUUUGUUUGUCCCUGCUUUUCUUUCUUGUGCGUUUAUAUGUGUAAAUCAGUCAAUCUCUGUCAACUUCUGUUUGCAAAAUAUGUUUUUCCACGUCUCUCAUCUCUGUGUUUCUGCACUUCUUUACCGAUGAGGAUGACAGCUGAGUUUUCCUCUCUAAGCACACAAUGCGUACUUAUUAAUCUUUACAUCGUGACAAAAUUAAAUAAUUGAACGUGAGGUCAUCUGAUUCAGAAAGUAUUGAGUAGAUAGAAUGGCAAGAAUGAAAUCAGACAAAUUACUUACAGAAUUAUGCCACAUUGGACUAAAAGAAUAGUUACUGAUUACUGAAGGGGGCAAACCUUUACCUUUACCUUUACCUUAAUAUAUCUACUGAAUACAAUCAACUUGUAAUGCUUUAUUACAGGUUUAUAUGAGGGGAAAAAGCCAUGAAGUUAUUGUCGCUGUCUAGUAAGAGCCAUGUAGUUCAAACUGUGUAGAGUUUUCUGCCAAACCCGCCUUUAUAAGUUUAAAAAAAACUGUCUUGUAAAUAUCAUGAAAUAUGGCAGUAUUUAAAAUGCAUUGUCACUAAGCAUGAAGCAAUGCCUUAUUUUUGAGUCAUUAAGAACUGACACUUUGUAGCUACAUGGCUUUCACUGGACAGUGAUCGAGUGUCAAAGGAGAAAAGAGGCUGGAUGUAAACUUAUUGUGAGUAUGAGAAAAUAUUUUGUACUUAAGGUUUGCUAAUGUCCAAUUUUUUCCAACAUUUACACACACUGUCCUUCCAGACUGAAUCCAAACUUUUCAUAUUGCCCUGAAAGUGUGUUUACUCUCUUAAAUACAGCAGAGGUCUGCUGUAAGCCUCUGUUGUUGUAGGGGAGAUUGUACCGUGGCACUAAACAGAAAUGCCUUUUACAAAAUUGGGAGGCAGGAAAACACUCCAGAAUUAUCAAAUGAUUCCCAACUUUUGUGACCGGAUUCGGCUCUGAUUUGAAAAUAUCCUGUAAAGGAUGAAAUGUCGGUCACUGAGGGCUUUAAACAGACCGAUGGCUUGUUUCUUUGUAAAUCUGCCAUCAGUCUCAGUGAACUUGACCUGUGUCUGCUGACCACUCUCCUCUUACUAACCGGUGUGUUAUGAGGCCUUGUAGCAUAAAAUUAAUAGACACCUGUGUUUCAUUUUGUAGAUGUGUGACAGAUGAUUUAUUGUUAGACAUUGGAGUUGUGGGAUACUGUAAUAAAAUGUUUCUAAAUUAUGCACA